AUGAGUUUGCGAACAAGGCCCAAUUUGCAAUACCAUUAAUGCAAGUCUCGCGCUCUUAAACCAGGCAAGACGAGACAAUAACCUCAAAAAGCAUAUGCCCUCUGUUCUCUUCCACAUUAAGAUUGAUGCUCAUAUUUUAUUUGAAGUAUCAUCCGCACAAGCAAAACCAGGAAGGCUGAAAAGGAUAUAGAGGCAAGCCUGUUACAUAAAAACAACAGAAAAAUCAAAAGGCAUUUGGAAGUUUGCUUACAGAUAUUUCUACUCCGGAUAGAUAUGUUACAUUGAAGGGUUAUGAUUUUUUUGGGGAAUAAUCUUAUCUUCCCCCAACACCUGGUCUCCUUGCUUGGUCCAAAAUUAAAGCUUUCAAUCCUCAUACUCCAAAAACUUUUCGAGCAAACAGAGCUCUAUCUGUUGGGCGCCAACUCGAACCAGUUCAACAUGGCCGCCUCCACUUCCAACUCCCCCUCAUUCUCCCUGCAAAACAAUGUCCACAGAACAAGCUUCCUUCCAUCAACGGAUGCAAAACUCCACAGUACGAAUCUCAAUUUUCCAUUUUUAUUGCCCACAAGAAAAACUCUAGCUGGAAAAUCUUCGAGCACCGCGAGGUACUACAGUGAAGCAGUGGUGGACGAAGAAAUUGACAGAAUCCGGAGGCUUCAAAACGGGUCGGACGUUCGCGGGGUGGCGGUGGAAGGCGAGAAGGGGCGGACGGUGGAUCUAACGCCAGCGGCCGUGGAAGCCAUUGCGGAGAGCUUCGGGGAGUGGGUGAAAAGCGGGUCGGAGAGCGAAGGGGUGGAAAAGGUGAGGGUGUCGGUGGGGCGGGAUCCUCGAAUCUCCGGGGCGUCGCUGAGCGUAGCAGUGUUCGCCGGCCUCGCUCGCGCCGGCUGUUCGGUGUUUGAUAUGGGACUGGCGACGACGCCGGCGUGUUUUAUGAGCACACAGCUGCAUCCAUUUGCUUAUGAAGCGUCAAUAAUGAUGACAGCCUCUCACUUGCCCUACACUCGUAAUGGUCUGAAAUUUUUUACGAAGAAAGGGGGGUUGAGCUCACCAGAGGUAGAGGAGAUAUGCGAUAGAGCUGCCCGCACGUAUGCCAACAGGCUUGCCAAAGUGUCCAUCACCCUCCCCACUCCUCCCGCCAGAGCUGAUUUCAUGGCCGCUUACGCGCAGUACCUCAGGGACAUCAUCAAGACGCGAGUUAACCACCCCCUCCACUACGACACUCCCCUCCAAGGAUUUCAGAUAAUUGUGAACGCUGGGAACGGAUCAGGAGGCUUCUUCACAUGGGAUGUGUUAGACAAGCUGGGAGCAGACACCUUCGGCUCUCUUCACCUAAACCCAGACGGAAUGUUCCCCAACCACAUCCCCAACCCUGAGGACAAAACCGCCAUGUCCCUCACCAGAGCGUCUGUCCUUGAAAACUCCGCCGAUCUAGGAAUUGUCUUCGACACCGACGUCGACCGCAGCGGCGUGGUGGACAGCGCCGGCAACCCCAUCAACGGGGACAGGCUGAUCGCGCUCAUGGCCGCCAUUGUUUUGCGGGAGCAUCCGGGAACCACCGUGGUGACCGACGCUCGCACGAGCUUGGCGCUUACUCGGUUCAUCACCGACAGAGGCGGCCACCAUUGCUUGUACCGAGUUGGCUACCGGAAUGUCAUAGACAAGGGAGUUCAGCUUAACAGAGACGGCGUCGAAACGCAUCUCAUGAUCGAAACAUCUGGGCACGGCGCUCUCAAAGAGAAUCAUUUUCUCGAUGAUGGGGCUUACAUGGUGGUAAAAAUAAUCAUUGAAAUGGUUCGCAUGAAGUUGAGAGGAUCAGAUGAAGGCAUUGGUAGUCUAAUAAAAGAUCUUGAACAGCCAUUAGAGUCUUUGGAGCUAAGAAUGAACAUCAUAUCUGAGCCUAGACAUGUAAAGGCAAAAGGCACCGAAGCAAUUCAAACAUUCCAAGAUUACGUUCAGGAAGGACGGCUUGAAGGGUGGGAGCUAGACUCUUGUGGUGACUGUUGGGUUAGUGAAGGUUGCCUGGUUGACUUGAAUGACAAUCCUGCAGCCGUUGAUGCUCAUAUGUACAGGGUUAAAGUGUCAGAUAAAGAACAUGGACAACAUGGAUGGGUUCAUCUACGACAGAGUAUUCAUAUGCCUAAUAUUGCUGUAAAUAUGCAGUCGUCAGUGCUUGGAGGUUGUCAAUUGAUAACAAGAGUUCUUAGGGACAAAUUUCUCAUGGCAAGUGGAAUGGAUAAGAUCCUUGACAUUAGUCAGAUCAAUAAAUACGCGAAGAGUGGAUGUACAAGCUAACUAAUGUAAUCUUGAUUAGAUAUUAAAGAGACAUAUUUAUUUACGGUAAUAGUUUACAUAUAUUGCUUGUUUUGCAAUCAACAUCUAGGGCACUUGAAAAAUGUGUACAUUAAUAAAGAAUAUAAGUUACUACGAAAAUAGUAAUGCAUAAUACACAUUUGUUAGAAUUCUAGAAGAAAA
Molecule: messenger RNA, 2472 nt
Organism: Malania oleifera
Lineage: Eukaryota; Viridiplantae; Streptophyta; Magnoliopsida; Santalales; Ximeniaceae
Exons: 7
Coding region: 292-2292 (666 amino acids)
Biological process (GO): carbohydrate metabolic process
Cellular component (GO): chloroplast stroma
Molecular function (GO): phosphomannomutase activity
Source: RefSeq, a predicted model, not a curated record